Molecule: messenger RNA, 398 nt
Organism: Castor canadensis (American beaver)
Lineage: Eukaryota; Metazoa; Chordata; Mammalia; Rodentia; Castoridae
Product: protein S100-A2
Biological process (GO): endothelial cell migration
Molecular function (GO): calcium ion binding; transition metal ion binding; calcium-dependent protein binding
Source: RefSeq, a predicted model, not a curated record
AUCCAAGAUGUCUAGUCCCCUGGAGCAGGCGCUGGAGGUGUUGGUCUCUACCUUCCACAAGUAUUCCAGCAAAGAGGGUGACAAGUUCAAGCUGAACAAGGCAGAAAUGAAGGAACUUCUACAAAAGGAGCUGCCCAGCUUUGUGGGGGAGAAAGUGGAUGAGGAGGGACUGAAGAAGCUGAUGGGCAACCUCGAUGAGAACAGUGACCAGCAGGUGGACUUCCAGGAGUACGCUAUUUUUCUGGCCCUUGUCACUAUGAUGUGCAAUGACUUCUUCCAGAGUUCCUCAGACCAGUCCUGAAAUAGAGCUCUUGACUUCCUGCCACAAAUCUCCUGGGCCCAGGAGGGCUCUCCAUCCUUUUACAUUUUAUACUCAAUAAACUAUUUUUGUUUGUGGA